Baudoinia panamericana UAMH 10762 is the source of this 614-nucleotide messenger RNA. RefSeq lists its product as uncharacterized. The record is from RefSeq and is a predicted model, not a curated record. NCBI's taxonomy places the organism in Eukaryota, Fungi, Ascomycota, Dothideomycetes, Mycosphaerellales, Teratosphaeriaceae. The coding region runs from base 4 to 237 and encodes 77 amino acids. The transcript has a single exon.
CUCAUGGGUUCCACGGUUGUUCGUUCACCAAUCUCAAGCAAGGGUAAAGUGUACGAAUUGGACCACGUUCUCUGGUCCUCCGCCGUGCGUUGCUAUCCUUUCGGUGGUCAUGCACGUUUGAAGCUCUGGUACGGUACAGUUCGGCAUGCAGCGGUGUUCGUAAUAGCGAACGGGGCUGUUUAUUUGGUAGAUGUCCUUGACGUAGCAAGAUGGUAUUUGCGAACGGCGAUCCAAUAGCACUAGCACUCAGUGCACCAAAGUGCGCGUAAGAUCGACUCGAGGUGUUGCCUUUCUCUCUCAGCUCCAUUUAGCCAGUUAUGGCUGUUGAAGAGGAUACCCUGUCUGGCAUAGUUUUCAGAAUGUUUCGUACAGCUUGUCAAACUCAGGUGUAAUUAAGAAAAACGGAUCGUCCGUUUCAUCAGUCGGGAAAUUUGCGUGAACUCAUACAUUAUCCGCGAGGACAAGUCGACCUGCAUCAAUGUUUGAAGAUUACAUGCCUUGUAACCGUGCAUACGUCGGCACCGCGCUGUAGGCCACAUACCGCCAGACAGUGUUAUUGUCUCAAGCCUGGACGUACACAUAAGAUGACCGGGGCACAGUCCUGUGUAAUCAAA